AUGAACAAGGUUGCCCUGCUCGGCCUUUUGUGCUUCUAUGGCCUCAUACACACCACGAUAGCAGGUAAUAUACAUAAGGAAGAGCUUUUUUAGGCAAAAUAUUAACUUAGAAACGCUGUUUUAGUGUGAGAGCAAUGCUUAUUUUAUGUAAAGAUCCAUUUUUUGAUGUAAAAUACUUAAUAUAAAAUUCAUUUUUGUAAAUAAUACCUAAUUUGUUCCAGAAGACCCAAAGCUAUGUGUGAGUAACGUCUGUUUCAAUGGAGGCAUCUGUAUAGUGGAGAAGGGUGACAAUAACGACAGUCCCACCUUCCAAUGUGAAUGUCCAGCCGGCUUCACGGGCACGUUGUGUGAAGAACAACUUGAUUGCAAUCUAAAGUGCAAGAAAAAUGGGAUAUGCAAAUUCCACAACGGAUCUCCGGAGCCAUUCUGUGCAUGCCCCGAGGGCUUUUCUGGACUACUGUGCGAUAAAGAAGCCGACUGUCAGCAAAGCGGUUGUCCCGAAGAGCAGGUCUGUCUUAUGGAUCUGACGCUCUACAGAUUCUCGUGCGAAUCUGAUCUCUGUCACAGUAAUCCGUGUCAUCACAACGCAACCUGUCGUCCGAUUAAGGUAAUUUGUGUUACGCUUUAAUUAGUUUUGUCAGGAAGUCGUAAAGGUUUACGGAAGCAGGGGAAACCGUGGUAAAAGUUGACACAGAAGCGGUAAAAGUAUUGUAAAAACAUAAAAAUCAAAAUUUAAAAAUUUUGAAAAAAACAUAAAUUUGAAAUGUUUUUCGAAUUAAAUUCGUAUUUUAGGACGACUUUUUGUGUGAAUGCGCCAAAGGCCUUCGAGGUCGACUGUGUGAUGAAGAUGUAGAUGAAUGUGAAGAAGAGGCAAUGCCAUGUCUGAAUCGAGGGGUUUGUGAGAAUAUUCUGGGAGGUUACAACUGUAAAUGUCCCAUCGGAUUUGAAGGUAAAAUCUGUGAGCAAAGGGUCGGAGAAUGUGUUCAGAAGCCGUGUGUGCACGGUAAUUGUGUAGACAUUGAAGCCGGCUUCAGAUGCGAUUGUAACGAGGGAUUCGAGGGACGGCUUUGUGAUGUGAGUUUAAAUAUUAUAAUGUAAAAAGGUUUUUAUAUAAAAUAUUAGUUUUAGAACUUACUUUGCUAUAUUAAGGUAUGACUUUACUGUAUUAGCGUAUCACUUUACUAUAGUAACGUAUUUAGAAAGAAGCAGAAUGUAAAGUAAAAGGCAGAGAUUGUUUAAAUGGUGGAGUUUGUGUGAAGAACGGAACGCUGGCACACUGUGAAUGCCCAGAACCUUUCCAAGGAGAAUUUUGUGAUCGGCUACAGUUGGCUACAGAAGAAGAAGAAAUCAGUAGCACAAACAACGUAGUCAGUACUACCAUAUCUGGCUGUAAUUGUCAAAAUGGUGGAGUUUGCUCAAGUAAUGGUAAGUUGUUUUACAAAGUAUUGUCAUUACUAAGACUUUUGCUGCAGGUUGUAAUGAUAUCUUUACGACUCUAACUUCACGUUACUUUAUUUUAACUUAUCUUAUAGCAUAAUAUUAUAUAUCUUAGCUUUAGAUGUCUGCGAAUGUCCGUCUAACUUUGUUGGCCCCCAAUGUCAAGUGAAGUGUAAUUGUAUGGAUACACAAGUCUGCCAUGUAGCGCCGUCUGAAGUUGGUUUUCAGUGUACUACGGUUGAAGGAUCAGUCGAUAAUGUACCAGUUAUACCAGACAUUGCACAAUCUGGAGUGGCUGUUGUGCCUUUAUUUGUAAGUUUGACAAUCUCUGCUUUGGCCUAAACUGCAUAAUUUAAGGUUAUAAUAAAGUAUGUUUUCAGAACAUAUCAAGCUGUGAAGAAUGUACGAAUUCAGAGAAAUGUGUGGUCAGUAACCAACAACAUCUCUGUUUAUGUCACCCCAACUACAAGGGAUCCUACUGUUCUGAACGCAGUAAUGUAAAUCUUCUUUUAGUUUUUUCAUUUAAAGCUUUUUAAAGUGAACGGUGCAAGGGGUGGGAGUAUCGCGCAGUGCUAUGAGGUGAUACUAUGAAAUUAAUAGUUAAAAUGUUUUACUGAACAAAAACUAUCUAGGUAUGUGAGUCAGUAUCGUGCCCUCACCGCCAGCAGUGUAGACUACGAAGAACGAGCCAGACUGACGUACCCUACUGUACCUGUCCAUCAGGAUUCACAGGCGACGAUUGUAGCCACAAGAUCGACGAUGCCAACUUCAACAAUUCUUCUGUAGUCGUCGUACAGGUUUCUGGAGAAGAUACGAAGCACUGGAUACAAUUCACGUUUCGUACCACCGUAACAAACGUUCACAUCAUGACCGGAGAGUCUAUUUUGAAUGACUUUUCGUAUUCAAUCGGGCUACACGAUGGCUACGUUUACUUUAGUCUAAAGGAUCAGCCGAAGCAACUAGUACAAGAUACCAAGGUCAACGACGGAGACUGGUACCAGGUCACGUUGGUUGGUACUGGCAAUGGCACGGUUAUAGAAGUGGCACACUUUGAGACUGGGUAUGUGUUGGGACAUCUGCAGUUGUCGGCCAAUAAGUUUGACAUCUUUUCGGUGAGGUUUGGGAGAUUCGACAGAGACAAUUACUUCGUUGGCUGUGUUCGUAACAUCAUGGUAAACGGCAGGACUAUUGACGUUUUCUCUAAACAGUAAGUUGACGUAGCUACAUUACUUAUUAGUCUAACUAUGCUAAACAUUGUCUUAGCCAAUAUUUUUCUAUUUUUUAUAAACUUAUUGACCGUAUAUUGUUGUAGACGAUCGAUUGACGUUGGUCGUGGUUGUCAGCGUGAAACCCAGUGCAGACCUGACACUUGUGCUCACGGCGGACGUUGUAUUGACCACUGGUCGUACCACCAAUGUGAAUGUCGUCGACCGUACCUCGAACCCGACUGUAGCCAUCGACUCUCAGAAUCCACUUUUGGCCACGAUAACUUGACCUCUCUGGCCGAAUAUGUUGGCGAUGCCGACACUUCUGGUCGACUAUCCAAAGCCACAGAUGUGUCAUUCAUUAUACGAACCAACCGUGAUGUAGGUCAGGUAUUCUACCUUGGACAGACUUCUGACGAUGACACGGCUACAUUCUUGAGCGGAAGGCUGGCCAAUGGUAGCUUUGAAGUUGACUCUAGACUCGGUGGAAGGAAAGUUUUUGCACUGAAAGGGAAUACAGUAAUCGCUGACAAUGAGAAUCACAUUGUUACAGUAGAAAGGAGAGGGAAUACGGUAGAAGUAAGUGCACGAUAGGUUAAGCUGAUUUUGAAUUUAGUUAUACGUCGACGGAAAGAUCGAUGGAUCUCUGAAGAUUGACCGACCAUUCGAACAUCCUCUACUGGUCGAUAAGUUCAUACUGGGCGGUAACAUGUCACAGUACGACAACGAUACCAGUAUCUUCAAGGGAACGCUACAAGAUGUUCGGAUCAAUGGGGAUUCUGUGAUUCUGAAUAAGCAUGAAUCUGAAUUGGCACGGUCUUCAUUGCCGAUGACGAUGGUCGAGAAUCAGAAUCUACUGGAGGUAUGUUGAGUUGUAGUUUGACUUGCGUACAGUAAAAGCAAAUAAACAGCAUUAAAAUAAUGAUAUCUACAGUACUGUGUUAGUAAAAAAUUUUUAAGGGUACGGUAAGCGACGAAAUCUGUGCUACAUCCACACCGUGCGUGAACGGUCGUUGCACGGACACCUUCAACGACUUCGAAUGCGAAUGUAGCGCUGGCUACAUGGGCAAGAAGUGUGAUAUGAGGGACUACUGUAGCACUCAGCCCUGCCCCACAAACUCUGAAUGUCUGAAUACUCACGGUGGUUACGUGUGUAAGUCUCCGGCUACAUUUGCUACAACAAGUCACGCUGAAUUCGUGCUACAAGGAAAUGACACGGUAGAUGUAGCCUUUGAUCUUACCUUUUCUCUACGCACACGAUCUGAGAAGGCCAGGAUAUUGACGUUGAGGCUACGGAACGACACGAUGUUCAUGAAAAUCGAUGGCAGAGGUGUCAACUUUGGUCUGAAGACGAAUGACGGUGUAGUCAAUGACACCGUGAGGACAGAUGUAGUUGAUGGACAAUGGCAUUCUGUGAAUCUGUUUGUGAAGAACAAACAACUAUAUGCCAACUUUGAUAACAUGUCGUCGAUCAAGAUAUUCAGAGACUUCAGAUGGGAGUACGAUGUUAAGGAUGACUUUGACAGUGUAGUCUUCGGAAAGGAUGGCAGUGACGGCAGUUUUAAGGUCUGUUUUGAUGCUUAAUACUAUAUUUUUGAUAUAACUCUUUCUUUUACUUGUUUACAGUAAUUUAUAUUACUGUAAUGUAUGAUUAUCGUCUGUUUACAGGGGUGUCUUCACAAUGUAAAACUGUCAUCGUACCCUUAUGUAACCUUUUUUGGAGCAGAAGGCAGUGGAUUCAUUGAAGGAUCUCACUUGGUGGCGUCAAAGCUGAUCAACAUACGACCAGAUGGCUGUCACAGUAAGAGUCUCUGUGACAGUAACCCCUGUAAGAAUGGAGCACUCUGUAAAGACUUAUUUGACAAACAAAGUUGUGAAUGUGCCAAAGGCUUCGAGGGAGAGUUCUGUGAGGUAGGUUACUAUCACAUAUCUUACUAUGUAUUGAUACUGUAUUUGACAUUUCGUUUACUGUGCCAAAGACUGCACUUAACCCAAUAGCAUUAUAAUACAUACUAUGUUUUAGAUAAAUGUAAACGAAUGUAACGGAGUAACAGAUUGUGGCGAGAACGGUGUUUGUGUAGAUGACAUUGCUACUUUCAAAUGUCAGUGUAAAAAAGGAUUCUCUGGAGCACGAUGUGAAGCACCUGUCGACUUUUGUACGAAGAAUCCGUGCAAGAACGGUGGAACAUGUAGUAAUGUUAAACACGGCUACGAAUGUAAAUGUACGGAAGCCUUCAUUGGUCAGAACUGCACGGUGAAGAGGGAUACACAGUGCGCGACGAGACCGUGCAAGAACGAUGCUCAAUGUCAGGAUUCUGAAGUGAGUUUUGAAAUUAAGGCUGAUAUUUAUGUUACAAUAUUGACAAAUGAUGUUGUCUUGAAUGUUACAGUAGUAAUGUUGUUCUUUCUUUUCAGAUGGGACCUCAAUGUGAUUGCCAAGUUGGCUUCAGCGGUGAUUUGUGUGAAGUGUCUCUAGGAGACAUCGCUUGCCUUGACAUGCCAUGUCGCAAUGGUGGUAAAUGUAAGACGACAUACAAGAACUCUACCACCUACUUCUGUGAUUGUCCUUCUGAAUUCGAGGGUGACCACUGUGAAGUCCCCAAAGACCACUGCAAGCCUUCAUCGUGCAAGCACGGUGUAUGCAGGAGCAUCUUUAAUGACUUCAUGUGUAGCUGCAAGGAAGGCUGGGAGGGGUUGCGGUGUGACAGAGAUGUGAAUGAAUGCCUAGAGCACUUCCCUUGCGAGAACAACGGUAGCUGCGUGAAUACAGAAGGCGGUUUCAACUGUGUCUGUCCUCAAUAUUACUUCGGCGAACGGUGUGAGACGGCAGGAAUAUGCACCACAUCACCGUGCCAGCACGGUAAAUGCAUCCAGAACGGCCAGAACAACUACACGUGCGAGUGUAAGAAAGGGUACGAAGGUGUCAACUGUGAUGUGGAGAUAGAUUACUGUAAGACAGAACCGUGCCAGAACGGAGGCACCUGUAAACGUAUGAUCGGAGGCUUCGUAUGUUCGUGUAUCGCUGGUUUUACCGGGGAAAAGUGCGAAACCGACAUCGACGACUGUGCUGGAGGUAACAAAUGUGCAAAUGGAGGGAAGUGCAUGGACAGAGUCAAUGGGUUCGAGUGCAAUUGUCGAGGUACAGGCUACAAAGGAACACAAUGUCAGGAAGAUAUCAACGAGUGCGACGAAGAAGGACUGAACUGUGUCAAUGGACAUUGCGAGAACCUGCCAGGAUCUUACUAUUGUCAUUGCAAAGAAAGUAAGUACUUCACUGAAAAGCCAUUCUAGUCAUUGAGUAAUUAAAGGCAUACCUACUCUUUGAUUACUUCUAGUAUAAUAUUACAACUUACUUUAACUAUAUUGCAACUUUAGACUUCAUCGGAUCCAAGUGUAAUAUGGUAAAUCCCUGUACGAUACCGAAUACGAACAAGACAUUACACAACUGUGUCCAUGGCGAAUGUGUCAACCCUCGUGUCACAACAAACGCUUCGGGACGAGAACUAAGUCAGUAUGAAUGCAAAUGUCACAACGGUUACACAGGGCCUCAAUGUAUUCAAAUGGUAUGUUAGUACAGUAUUUUUGGAUUGCUAAUAUCUUAUAAAUGGUGUCACGACAUAUAGACUUUCGACACAACUCAUACAACCUAUGUGAUCAUUACCUAUUGUCUUACUUGCCAUUCAUUUCAGGUUGAAAAGGCCAAGUCAGUAUCCUUGGGAUACAUAAUAGGGCCUUCUUUGGUGCUACUGGUCGUGUGUGCCAUAAUGGUGUGUAUGUUGUUCUACUUUGUGGCCAAGAAUCGAAGAGCCAAUCAAGGGACGUAUAGUCCUUCGAAUCAGGAAAUGACAGGAGCCAGAGUACAGGUAAGUGCGACCUUAAACUAAUACUUUUAACGCCCACCGAGGAUCUAAAACUGUCAUUCCAAAACAUAUUACAACAAGGUAAUGGUAUCUGCCUUCAGAUGCACCAAAUCCAGAAACCAAUCAAGAAACAGGAACGGCUCAUUUAA
Molecule: messenger RNA, 6651 nt
Organism: Bursaphelenchus okinawaensis
Lineage: Eukaryota; Metazoa; Nematoda; Chromadorea; Rhabditida; Aphelenchoididae
Source: the annotation of a GenBank genome assembly